AUGGAAGAGACACUGCCGACGCCUCCAGCAUCCCCGUCAGACGGUCGAGAAGCCCGCUCUGAAGAUGUCGUCCGCGCCAUCGACGACCUGCUGGAGCGUUAUCUCCACCUGCUGGACGAGCAGCAGAAGCUCCAGGAAGCCAUAGGCAAGCAGUUUGCAAGUGGCUUCUUCUCUCUUGCGCGAGCAAACAACUCAUGCCCUCCCGGCCGUCGAUACGGAGAAGACUACUACGACGAACGGAUGAAAGCGACCAGACAUGUGUACAGAGACAGACCACCGAUAAAAGACAUUGAGCAGCCUGGUCUAACAAAGAUGUCUAGUGAAAUUACAAUGACAGACCCGGCAAACAAGUCGGAAGCGUCGCUAUCAACCCCCGCGUUCAAGACCGUGACUAUCGAAAUGAAGCCCGACUCUAGCAACGACAAAGACGCCCCCAACGAGGCAAAAGAGGAAGAACAAGAGGAGCCAUUCAGCGAAGAGGUUGAGCCACGGACAAAGACGGUGGCCGAAACAAAGACGUCCAAUCCGCUGCACUGGUUCGGGAUUCUGGUCCCUCCUCCACUCAGGAACGCUCAAGAGGCCUUCUGCGGUGCUGUGGCAGGUCCGAUCCCCGCGCUAGCGGGCGUUGUUAGUGAGAUGCGAGAGGUCGAGCGGAAGGUAGAAGGUUUGCGACAGCUGCUCGGCGUGACUGGGAUUCAAACUGUCUAA
Molecule: messenger RNA, 708 nt
Organism: Microsporum canis CBS 113480
Lineage: Eukaryota; Fungi; Ascomycota; Eurotiomycetes; Onygenales; Arthrodermataceae
Exons: 3
Coding region: 1-708 (235 amino acids)
Biological process (GO): vacuolar proton-transporting V-type ATPase complex assembly
Cellular component (GO): Vma12-Vma22 assembly complex; extrinsic component of endoplasmic reticulum membrane
Source: RefSeq, a predicted model, not a curated record